Pistacia vera is the source of this 796-nucleotide messenger RNA. RefSeq names its product peroxisomal membrane protein PMP22-like. The transcript is spliced from 7 exons. Lineage: Eukaryota; Viridiplantae; Streptophyta; Magnoliopsida; Sapindales; Anacardiaceae. Bases 69 to 629 code for a protein of 186 amino acids. Gene Ontology annotation, cellular component: membrane; cytoplasm. The record is from RefSeq and is a predicted model, not a curated record.
AAUUAAGAAACUUUCCCUGUUUUCAGAUUGAAAGAACUUGAACAGCAGAUUUUUGUGAAAGUGAGAACAUGGGUUCAAUUGCAAAGAAUGGGUUGAGACAGUACUUGAUACAGCUCCGGCAACAUCCUUUGAGAACAAAGGCAAUAACUGCUGGAGUGCUAUCAGCAAUCAGUGACAUAAUAGCUCAGAAACUCACUGGCAUACAGAAACUUCAAUUGAGAAGGCUACUUCUGAAAGUGGUUUUUGGAUUUGCAUAUCUUGGACCAUUUGGACAUUUUUUGCAUCUAGUAUUGGAUAAAAUAUUCAAAGGGAAGAAGGAUACAAAAACAGUUGCCAAGAAGGUGGUAUUGGAACAAUUGACAUCUUCUCCUUUGAACAACCUUCUUUUCAUGAUUUACUAUGGAGCUGUUAUUGAGGGGAGACCUUGGAUGCAUGUGAAAACUAAGAUCAAGAAGGAGUAUCCGAAAGUUCAAUAUACAGCAUGGACGUUCUGGCCAGUUGUGGGUUGGGUAAAUCAUCAGUAUGUGCCUCUGCAGUUCCGUGUCAUUUUCCACAGUGCUGUAGCGAUGUGCUGGGGGAUAUUUCUGAAUCUACGAGCAAGGUCUAUGGCAUUGCCGAAAGCAAAAUGACAAGGAAAGCAUCAAUAUGUCUCACAUGAUUAAUAUGUAGUUCAGAGGAUCUUUUAAACAACCACAUUAGUUCAAGUGCUCAAUCUCUUUCAUAUGUAUUCUGAAUAUGAAAGCUUCUCCAUUGAGUUAUUCUUAACUUCUUACUCCCUUUGCUGGAGAACACCUUA